AUUGUCCUAUUUCGGCGUCUGUACAUUUCCAGGAAGUUCUAGUUAACGCGGUGCAUUCAUUCAAUCCUGUGCAUUUACGUCCCAAUUUCAGCUAGUAGAUCGAUAGAUAGUUUAUACAAUACUUUAUUAAAACUUGACACUCAAAUGCGCAGAAGGACAGACGGUCAUGAUAGGCCAUACCAAAAGGUAGCUAAAAAAAGACUGACAGACAGACUGCAGGUUCAGGAGAGACCAGUCAACAACAACAUCGACCACAACAAGGGGCUAAAACGAGCAGGUGCUGGUCGACUGUUACCUCAGUUGGAAAAUGUCUCCUCCUCAUCAUCCUCAUCCCUCCCUUUCUGAACUAUGCAUCAUUGCAAAGAGAGGGCCAACUGUUACUGCCAGAAGAUGGUGAAAUUAUAGAUAUCGGUUUAGGUCAAAAGAUGCACCUGAUGUGCAAAGGACAAGGACAGCCAGUUGUCAUACUGGAUGCCCCCACUGGUAUGUCCUCUGACAUCUGGUUCCAUGUACAAGAGAACAUUGCCCUGCUAACCAAGGUGUGCACUUAUGACAGAGUGGGACUGGGGUUCAGUAAAAGAGUCCUGCAGAAUGAAAGUACAGGGACGGAGAAAGUCUGGGGGAUGUCAACCACUGGACGAAUGGUGGACAACCUCCACCGCCUCAUCGGUUUAGCUGGUCUAGCCACGCCUCUCAUCCUGGUGGGGUCUGAACUGGACACGCUCAACGCCAGGUUCUACAGCCAUAUCCAUGACGCGCAGGUGUCAGACCUUGUCCUUAUUGAUCCCAUUCCAGAGGACAUCUUUGAGGAGGACCAGUGGCAGAAGUACUGGUACAGUCAGCGGGUACCAUCCCUCCAAGCCAUGCAAUUCUCAGCUGCCACAGGCAUCAGCCGCAUCCUUAUCAUUCUGGGGCUGCUAAAGCCCGCCAUCAUGGGGGACAACAUCGCUGAAGACCUCAUACAGAGACAGAAGUACCUCCUCAGUAACCCCGCCCACCAGAGCAGUGCUGUAGAUGAACAUUUUUUUCUGAAUGAAAGUGCCUCUCAAGUCAGGGAAAUCUCCAAAUUCAAACCCCUCUCCAGUAGGACUUCUGUGAGUGUGAUUAUUGGGGAUUCUUUCGAUGAGCAAAUUCCUGCUCCUCUAAACCAAGUGGUGGCCCAGCUUCAGAAGACGUUACUGGAGCAGACUUACCCCUCGGCCAACCAGAUCCAUGUUAAAGGAGGGGACCGCAGGAUGAUCUACAAGAGGCCGUCUGUUGUUAGCAAACACCUGUGGAAGCUGGUGUCCCAACGGCAGUCCAAACAGCAGAGCCAAUAACCAUAGAGAUCUAUAGAAGACAUCUAGUUCAUAUGCUCUAAUUUCAAGGUUUGAAUUCUGUGCCAGUGACACACUGAUUCUGCUGCCAAAUGUCUCAACUACACUCACAACUGGAAGAUGAAGUCACGUCACAGAGGUUCCUUGUUUCUUUUUUUCAGGGAUGAUUUUUUGACUGGAAUGUACUUGACAUGUGUAUGUCCACACAUGAAACCAAUUUUUUUUGUAUACUUUAUUACAAAUAUCAGACCGUUUUGCCUUAAUGCUUGUAAAUAAAUACAGUCUUCUGAAUUUGUAUCUGUGUGUUAACUCUACUAUCUUUCUGGGAUCUAUUCAGUCUGUAAAGCUGCAGCGUUACAGAUCCCAUGAUAGAAUGUAAAGGUGACGGUGUAAAAGUAAUUUCCGAUUGAGCCGACAUAUGCAGUGUUUACCAUGAAUGCAGUGUCCUCUAAAGUGGAAACAUUGACAUUAAAUUUGAUUCACGCAAUACAGAUUGAACAAAGCCCUCUGUCCCUUAUAUCUAAUGUACAGAUCCACUACACUGGUACUGUGUUGUGGCUUUGAAAGAAAAGAGCGAACAUCAUUGGAUUAUCCUGAGGAUUUCAGUUUAAUUAUGACACCACAUCAAAAUAAAAAUGAUUUCCAACAGUUCUGGAAUUUUAUUCCAUCCAUAUACAUGCAUAGCAACAAUGUUUUUUAAGAAACUUUUUUUCUCUCGCAUAAUUAGGACAUUGGAAUGAUUAUUUUACAUCGGUAUCCCCCGUCAACCAACAUCCAUCAACAGCAAUAAAUGUAAUUAUUGUACAAUAUAAUGCAGUCCCCCUCUCAUAAUACUGCUUUCAGUAAUGUUCCCUCAUUUACAAAGUAUUGCAUCGAGAGUAAAUGUUAAAAAGGGAGACCAAAGUGUAGUUCAGCAAACAGAAAUAUGAGUACUAUACAAGAAUGUUGCCAUCCUCCUGAAAACAUCCACGUCGGAGUUGAAGAAAAGAGACAGGGACACAGCCACAUACGUAUGCUAAGCCAAGUGUAUGCCAAAACAGAAGAUGCAGCUGGAUUGUACCUGGCUAUCCCACCAAAGGGUUAAGGCCAAGAAUCCGAGUCAUGAAUAGCAAAGCUGCAAAUGACAUUUAGGCAUAUACAAAAACUGUUACAGCAAAUAAGAAUAGACAAGUGCUUCAGUAGCUAUUUUGUGUCUAAAAUGCAUCUCAUUUGUAUUCUAUCGUUUCAUUGAGCCUACAUUACAGUGUAAACAAUAUGUGUGCUACACAAGAAUGACUAUACAA
Molecule: messenger RNA, 2599 nt
Organism: Oncorhynchus mykiss (rainbow trout)
Lineage: Eukaryota; Metazoa; Chordata; Actinopteri; Salmoniformes; Salmonidae
Source: RefSeq, a predicted model, not a curated record